UUAAUUUUAGAAACACAUUCGCUCAAGAUGGCGCCCAAACACCUUACGGAAGCGUGCUAGGAUUAGUGCCCCGGCCUCUUGACAUAAACAUUCCAGCAUUCUCCUCGUCCUCGCAGUCCUUUUACCGCUAACCGCUUAUUUCCGCGUCAGAGAUCAGCACUGUCGAGCACACUUGUGAUUCGACAAUGGCUUCAUUCCACAUCGAUCGUCCGGUUGCGAAGCUUCGCCGUUCUGCGGUAGAAUGUCGUCUGCUACAGGCCAUUAAUUGCCGUUUGUAAACGGUCUUUACACAUGCGGACCAGUGAGUGGUAAAAACCUUUCCGUUGCUGACGAGAUGAUGUCAAGGAAGUAACACGACUGCAGUUAUCGCCACGAACCAUGCACGAUCGUUCUCGUCAAGCCGGAAGAUGCUAUGCGGCCUAGUGCAAGAUUCAUUUUCCGUUAUGGAUUGCCAUUUAAAAUGUUCAACGAUGACCAUUUGUUGCCGUGAAUUUUGACCUAGUAUGUUGCACCGUUUUAGCUUUACAUCAUACUAGCAUCUCCAGUUCGAUUAUUUCACAUCCUUCUCCCCCAAGAUCAACUUCAGCAUACAAGCCCUUAGAAGGCACCAGCUUGAAUGAAGAGUAUAUCUGUUGCCAUCUUUUUUUAGAGAUGCUAGGCACUGUGGGUGAUAACCCAGUGUACAAUGCACAUCAUGAAAGGCAGUUUUGGGGAAUCUGCCUCGCGAGGCAGUCGUCAUUAGACCUUCAUCCUCAGCGGACCUUCACCCGUCAAGAAAUCAAAAAGCACAACACAGAAGUUGGCUGGAACCAGUGGGUCACACUACGUGGUAAUGUCUACGAUGUCACGGCUCUCAGGGAGCACUUCCUCGACUUCAUACAACGGAAGAAAGAAGCUUGUGCCACGGAAAAAUCUCGGAGGGUCGAGAGGGACGCCUUUCGUGACUCAGACGCGUGUGGUGUUACGCCGAGAGGUUUUGGUUCAGAGAAAGGAGCUGGAUUCUGCCCUCAGAAUGGAAACAACGACUGCAGAGGAAACGGAAAGUACUCGUGGAGUCCGAAGAACGCGACACUGACGUUCUGCAGGAAGGGAGAAGACAACAGCAUGCAAAAUGAUAUCCAUGCUGAGCUCCGUGAACAUCCAGGUGUCUGUGGGACGAACUCAAGCAAUCUCUGGAACCGUGUGCAUCCCAGCGUUGACCAGCUACAACGGGAGCGAUAGCGACAUCGAUACCAGCGAGGACGACGAAAAUGAUGACUGCCUAGCCGAUGACGAAGAUGACAGCGACAGAGGUAUUUGGGCUACCACUGAUAACAACCAUGGCGAGGUCAUCGAUGGUGACGCAGCCGACAGCAGAACCGACGCCAUACUACCAAACGUCCCUUCAGUAUUGCACCAUGACGUCAUAUCGGCGCUACACAAGAGCGGGCUGACAGAUUCGGAAAUGGAAGCGGAAAUGCGCCCUUACCACAUUGGUGUCAUCGAGAACGUGCCCAGCUGGCGCUUUUGGCAGAGUUUCCGGGCUGAUGUCAUGGGUCUCAUCGGCGAUCUGAAUGAGCAGGAGACCAAUGGCAGCCUGGGACAGUACGAGCGAGAAUAUCUGACCCAGCUACAAAGGUGGCUUCGGAAGUACAUUGAUAUCGACCCCCCUGUAAAACCUCAGCACGUAGGAGAUCCUAACACUAGCGUCUUUGUGCUUCCUGCAGAUCCAUUCUCGCUUCGACAGUGGCUUGAAGACUGGGAACCCUUCGAUACCAGCUUGCCCAAGACGGGCGCCUGGCAGGUAGCGGAGCAGCACGACCUGUCUCCUCUCGCCAGUGCUGACGAAGUCUUCGCAGCUUCACUUCGCGCGCACUUCUCGCAAAGCGGUGGGUUCCACUUUGAUAUUGCAGGAGAAGCGGCCUGGGACGUUUUGCCAUCUGACAUCAUUUCCAACGACCAGAUGACUGUCAAGCAACAGGCUGUGCACGACUCUCGUAUGCAGCAGAAAGACCCGUGCAACCCAGAUCGCAUAUGCAGACGUCGAGCAAAGCUGGGCGCAUACUUCAGACACAAAUAUAAAUUAUCAGAGGAUGAAAUGAUGAAGUUUUUGCGAUGGGCAGACAUUAUGGAGAAAAAUAAAAACGAACUAGACGAGCUUUGUGUUUCCGAUGCACAAGUGUGUGGUUGUAUUGAUGAAUUAAAUCUCCAAUGCCCUGAGGUCACAGCGUUGUAGUGUUUGGUGGUCGCUUGAUCCAGAUGCAUUCCUCACAUUUUUAUGAAGACAUCCUUCAAUACAUAUGAGUUUUCUGUAGUUGGUGUUCAGGUAUUCACUAUUGUUUUAUAUGGGUUUUUUUCGCAGCAGAUGAUUGAACCACCAUGAGGAGAUUCAGGGCUAAUUUUAUACAGGCUACAAUUGUGUCUUUGGUUUGUUACUUGGGUGUAUUAUAUCAAGGUGCUUCCUAAUUCCUCAUAGCUUUAGCUGAUCAAUUUCAUUGAAGGCUUCGCUAAUAUACGUUGGUUUUUCCCCACAAGAUCAGGGCUUUAUCAAGUUAUACAUUCCAGUUUAUUUGCCACUAUGACCUCAUUUGCACUGAUAAUUUUUUUCAGACUUUAUACAUUUAUUGGCAAUUCCUUAUGUCAAAGCAUGUACAUUUGAAGUGUUAAUCUCCUGUGAUUGGUUUUUUGUUCAAAAAAAUAUAUAAGAAAAGCACUAUAUGUCACAGACAUUACACCUUUCAAAUGAUACUGACCAUUGGAGAUGAAAUUGCUGACAUACCUUCAGCACGAGUGAUCUUAGACUAGUAGCUGAAAAAUGAAUCACAAGUAAGAUUAGAAAAGUUGUUGGGGUGUCUGUUGGUUAUCAUAGACCACCCUCCAGUUCCCAUCCAUACCACAUGCUGAUCAGAGAUGCAAACAUUUCAUUAGAAACUCUUUCUCACUUUGGUAACAGUAGAUACAGCUUUUUACAUAUAUGCUGAAAUGCACAAAAGGGGAGUCACACAUCAUAAUACAUCUAGCUAUUUUUUUAAGGGUGUAUAUAGGAGUGUAGAAAGAGAGAGGGAGUUAAGAUAGAUCCAACAGCUUACAUUAACUGCUAAACUCCAUAUGCCAGUUAGCCAAUCCACACAGCUAUGUAUCCUAGCUUCAGAUUUUAUAGCCAAUAUUUCAUAGCUCAUUCCUGGGUCAUGAAAUUGUAACCAAGGACAACUUUUCUCAAAACUUUAUUAUCUGCAGAAAAUGUAAAUUUACAUAAAAAAAUAUCAAAACAUAUCAGCCUGAAAUAUAAUUAGCAGAAAAAAAAAACUUUUUAUAGUUUGAAAGACAGGAAAAGAAAUGAAUAUAUAUGGAGGUGUGUGCAUGCAUGCAUACAUUCAUACAAAUGUUUAGGAGUCAUGAGGAGAUAGAAAUCCAAGUUCUUACUGAUUUUAUGAAACAAUUUACUCUAACAGACUUGAUAUGCCAUGGAUUGAGAAAAUCAAGCAAAGUGCUUUGCUACUCUAUGUUUUUUAAACCUGCAAUCUAAGUGUGAUAUUCUGAAAUAAGAUACACUUUUGGUGUUCAGUUAAAAUGAAUUAUCUUAUGCUGGAUUAUUUUUUAAUCUUGCUUUGCAAAAUGUACGCUUUUGUACUCAAAGAAGGAAGUGAUGUUGUUUUCUUUUCUGAAGCUGCUUGGAGUAUAAUACAGAUGUGUUAACUAUAAA
Messenger RNA from Pomacea canaliculata, 3682 nucleotides. RefSeq lists its product as uncharacterized. The coding region runs from base 1112 to 2215 and encodes 367 amino acids. NCBI's taxonomy places the organism in Eukaryota, Metazoa, Mollusca, Gastropoda, Architaenioglossa, Ampullariidae. The transcript is spliced from 2 exons. The record is from RefSeq and is a predicted model, not a curated record.